CCCUCUGCUGUGAGCCCUGGGGAGGCCUGUGGGCUCCGAGAGGCCCAGGUGUGUCCCCGGGAGACAGCAGAUCCUUCCUGAGGCCACAUCCAAUGACCAUGGACCAGACUUCCAUGCUGUGUUCCUGGGAACUAGAUGAUGUGAACGAGACACAGAGAAAUGGGACUAUUGUAGCACCAAGUCAAGGGGACAGAACUGAUGCAAAGUCACUGCCCAUUAUCAUUCCCUACCUCACUGUACUUAUGAGCCUGGUUGGGUUGGUGGGCAAUGGGAUCGUCCUCUGGCUCCUGGGCUUCCGCAUCAAGAGGAACCCCUUCUCCGUCUACAUCCUCAACAGGGCUGGGGCCGACGCCCUGUUCCUUUGCUGCCAGGUGUUUUAUACUACGGUGGACAUUUUCAAAGAUUCUUAUGACACUUUGUCUUCCUCCGCUCACUUUCAUGUCUCCUGGUCUUUAUAUUCCUCCUUUCCUACGCUCAAAGUGCUCGUGCCUCUCACGUUCUCCUCCUACACCAUGGAUCUGAGCCUGCUGGCGGCCAUCAGCACCGAGCGUUGUCUCUCAGUCCUCUUCCCCGUCUGGUACCGAGGCCAGCGCCCCAGGCACGCCUCCACGCUGGUGUGUGCCCUGCUCUGGACCGAGUCCGUGCUGCUCAGUGUGCUGACUGGACACAGUUGUGGCUUCCUGUACAGAGAGUGCAGUGAGCAGGCUUGCUACGACUUCACCAUAGCUGGCGCCGUGCUGGUUUUCUCCCUGUUGUCUCUGAUGUGCCUGUCCGCUUUGACUCUCUUCCUCAGGGUCCAAGGCAGCGCCCAGAAACGUCAGUCUCCAAAGAUCUACGUUGCCAUUUUGUCCACGGUGUUCACAUUUCUCCUCCUGGGUCUUCCCUUCAGCAUUUAUUGGUUUCUUUUGUCCUGGUGGAAGCACAUUUCCCUCAGGGGCUGGUACCUUCCGUAUUUCAUCAUUGAUAUACUCUCCUGUGUGAAUAGUGGCAUCAAUCCAUUCAUUUACUUCUUUGUGGGGAGCUUUAGGCGGCAGAAAUCUCGGGAGCCCCUCAAAGUGGUUCUCCAGAGGGCCCUGAUGGAUGAGGCGGAGCUUCGGGAGAGGGGAGAGACUUCACAGAGAUCACAGAAGUUUCAGCUUGAGAUUGCCAAAGGGGAACAAAGAGAUGUAGAGAAAUAAUAACA
Molecule: messenger RNA, 1183 nt
Organism: Dromiciops gliroides (monito del monte)
Lineage: Eukaryota; Metazoa; Chordata; Mammalia; Microbiotheria; Microbiotheriidae
Product: mas-related G-protein coupled receptor member A-like
Exons: 2
Coding region: 93-1178 (361 amino acids)
Biological process (GO): G protein-coupled receptor signaling pathway
Cellular component (GO): membrane
Molecular function (GO): G protein-coupled receptor activity
Source: RefSeq, a predicted model, not a curated record